This is a messenger RNA of Brassica oleracea var. oleracea, 754 nucleotides long. Its product is annotated as rhomboid-like protein 16, chloroplastic. The record is from RefSeq and is a predicted model, not a curated record. The transcript has 7 exons. Lineage: Eukaryota; Viridiplantae; Streptophyta; Magnoliopsida; Brassicales; Brassicaceae. The coding region runs from base 311 to 745 and encodes 144 amino acids.
UUCAAUGCAGCUAAUGGAGUUGUUCUCGGGUUAAUUUUAGCUAAUGUUGCUGUAUUUACCAUGUGGAAGAAUUCAAACCGGAAAUGGAUGGCGCGAAAUUUUUUGCUAUCAUCGUACACCUUUAUGUCUGGACGAACACACACGCUGAUAACUUCGGGGUUCAGUAAUGUUGGAACCAGUCAACUCAUCGUUAACAUGAUUGGACUCUACUACUUUCGGACCAGCAUCGCAAGAACUUUGGGACCGGUCUACCUUUUGAAGCUUUACUUUGCUGGAUCACUUGCUGGCUCUGUUCUCUUCAUAAGUGUGCAUGGUGUUUAUGGCAAUACUCAAGAGCUACGGAGUUUCAUUCAAGGAUCAAUCAAAACUAAACCUUUUAUUUCUGGGUGCUGAGGGACCUGUAUAUGCCAUUACACUACUUGAUAUCUUCCUCUACCCUAAAGUUACUACAUACUUUGCGUUUAUUUUCCGGGUACCCGUAAUGAUUGGAAUCGUAGGCCUAGGACAGGACCUUUUAAAGGUGCUAGAGGACUCCCACUUAAGGAUUCCCGUUGCGGAUGCUCUUAGUCUGGAUCAACUUCUUGGAAAUUGCAGGGGAAGAAGAGUCUCACCAUGGCUUCGAUUAACAUGGGAGGAGGAGCUAUGGUUGCAGCCAUUGCAUGGAGGCAGAUUAGGAAAGGUCGACUCUGCUACUGAUUGGUUUCAUUACUGGUCCAUGAACUGGUCAAUGAAGGAUUUUCUGUAAAUGAUUCAA